Molecule: messenger RNA, 678 nt
Organism: Parathielavia appendiculata
Lineage: Eukaryota; Fungi; Ascomycota; Sordariomycetes; Sordariales; Chaetomiaceae
Exons: 5
Coding region: 1-678 (225 amino acids)
Cellular component (GO): fungal-type vacuole; plasma membrane
Source: RefSeq, a predicted model, not a curated record
AUGACCUCCCUAACCUCCCACCGGGCGUCAUGCGGCCUCCGCCGAACGUCGUGGUCUUCCGCCCCCCCCGGCUGCACGCUGGAUAUCUGCGCCGUCGAGAUCUCAGUCUACGGCUACCGGCCGUCCCUUGCCGCCAACAUCACCUUCAUUUCCAUGUAUACUAUUGCUCCCGUGAUUCAGGCCUACCUCCGUAUCCGGUGGAAGCAAUGGUGGUAUGUGUCGCUCAUGAUGUACUACAACCCUUUCAGCUUUGCCGCAUUCGUGAUUCAGAUUAUAUGCGUCACCACAGAGCCAGUUUACUACUUCGCCGCCAUCUACAUCACCCUCGCCCAUGGCGCCCAGCUCUUCUACUACAUCUUCAUCCCCUGCGACAUCCUCUCCUUGGUCCUCCAAGCCGCAGGCGGCGCCUUAUCGACGACAAGAGCCGACUCGAACCAGGUCAGCGUCAACUUCGCGCUGGCGGGGCUGGCUUUUCCGGUCUUCACCAGCGGUACUAUGACGGCGAUGAUCGUGACACCCGGCAAAGCAGUUCGAUUGAGGCUCUUCUUCGGGUUCAAGGCCCUGGCCAUCAUCCCGACACUCGCGAGAUGCGCAUACCGUCUGGCGGAACUGCAUGAGGGGUAUCAGGGGAAGUUGAUUCGGGAUGAGGCGCUGUUUAUUGGAUUGGAGGGGGUGUAA